AUUUUCUUCCUGCUAAUGUUUUGCUAGGUGUCUGUGUGGGGUUUGCAAAUAGGCUGGUAAAUAAGUCAAAGCAUGGGCAGAAAAAAGAAGAAGCAGAUGAAGCCCUGGUGUUGGUACUGCAACAGAGAUUUUGAUGAUGAAAAGAUUCUCAUUCAGCACCAGAAAGCCAAACACUUUAAAUGUCACAUAUGUCACAAGAAGUUAUACACUGGUCCUGGUCUGGCAAUCCACUGUAUGCAGGUUCACAAAGAAACUAUUGAUGGUGUUCCCAAUGCAAUACCUGGAAGAAUUGACAUAGAAUUGGAGAUCUAUGGAAUGGAGGGUAUUCCAGAGAAAGACAUGAAGGAGAGGAGGCAUGUUCUUGAUCAGAAAACCAAUGAUAAUCAGAAGAAAAGACAGAACCAAGAUGACUCCGAUGAAGAUGAUGACGACGAAGAGGCUGGACCCUCCUUUCAACAGCCAGCAGCACCCACGCAGCCUCAGGCAGCCUAUACCCCUAUGACCCAGCCAGGAAUGCCCCCUGUCCCAGCACAAGGGAUGCCACAUGGAAGCUACUCAGGAAUGCCCCCAAUGAUGCCUGGUGUUCCCCCAAUGAUGCAAGGGAUGCCCCCUGUAAUGCCAGGGAUGCAUCCAGGCAUGAUGCCAAUGAGUGCAAUGAUGCCACCUACACAUGGAAUGCCCCCAAUGAUGCCAGGCAUGCCACCAGGAAUGCCUCCACCCAUGGGCCAUCAUCCUGGCAUGCCCCACAUGGCUCAGAUGCCUCCCACCAGCACCAGGCCAGCUGUGCCUGCUGUUGCUUUGGCUGCACCACAGCCAUGUGUCUCCAAGCCGCUGUUUCCUAGUGCAGGACAGAUGGGGACUCGAGCUCCAAGCACAAGCUCGGCCUCCUCCAGUCUGGACACUUUGUCAACAUCCUCUAAACCACUGUCACAAGUCCAGCAGGCUGGUUCCAGUGCAGCGGCAAGUUCCUCUGCCCCUCCUUCCGCUGUCCCCAAACCCACAUUCCCAGCCUACACCCAAUCCUCUACCCCUGCUGCCAACACCAGCAGCACUGUGGCCAAACCAGCCAUCCCAGUUACAAGUAAGCCUGCCACCCUCACCACCACCAGUGCAACCAGUAAGUUGAUCCACCCUGACGAAGAUGUCUCGCUGGAGGAGUUGAGAGCACAGCUGCCUCGCUACCAGUGUAAAAUCCCCAGUGCAGGACAGGCCCGUGUAAUCUCCCUGCCAGUUGCACCAAUGGGAGGAGUGUUGCCCUCUCAGCAGGGUGUUCCUGUACAGCAGCCGGGUGUGAGGCAUCCCAUGCAAGUACCAUAUGGUGCUCCACCUCAGGGAGUGUCUGGAUAUGUCCCAGGAGGGAUGCCUCCCUAUGGACAAGCCCCACCAAUGGUACCUCUGUAUCAAGCUGCUCCUCCUCGGCCUGCCAUAGGCAUGAGACCCCCUGUAAUGUCCCCUGGAGGCCGAUAUUGAAGUGUCACCAGUGGUCUUCAUUAGGUUUGGUGAUUCAACCAUUUUACCAUCUAGUGGCGUGCUUUACAAUCCAGAUCAGUUACUAUAAUCGUAACACUUGUGCAAUGAGAAGGUGGAUAAACAAACUCUGUAACGCAUGGGACAUUUGAUUUUACUAAAUACUUUUUCUUUGGAUCUACCUUUUGUUGCAGAUCAUACAGUAUGGCUUUUUUUUCUCAUGUUUUGUUUAGGUUUUUAGAAGUGAAGUGUAGUAAAUAUGGUUCGUAUUAAUUUGAAGCGGCUGGAGUUUCGUACAGCACCCUUUAUCAAGGCAAGUCACUGUAAAUAUACUUCUGUACUAAAAGUGUGAAGCCUUCGCAGCACCCAUAGGUGCUGUUGGACUUUCUGUCCCCAGCUUUGCUCGGUGAGGGCUUCAGAUAGCUGUCACUGUUGGGUUUAUUUUUUAUGUCUGCUUGUCUACAUUUGCAGUGUUCUUUCUGUAGGGAAAAUAACAACAAAGAACUCCUGUGAAUGCUGUCUGUAAUGAUCCACAUUAUUUGUAAUAAACUGUAUUGAAAUCUAAUGGCUGUUUUUUCAUGUUCAAGUAAAGGACAACACCACAAGGUUUGUACUACAAAUGACACGCAUGAUUGCCGUUAUGUGAAUCUGUGAAAUGAAAGCAGUGCUUACAGUGUGCUGGAAUGUAUUUAUGAGCACAAGGAAACCAGAAUAGAAUUCAAGCUUCAUGUUGAAGUUUUAAUUUAAAGGGGUCAUAUCAUGUGGAAUUGCAUUUUCUUCAUAAUUUGUGCAAAACUUUAAUUGUGCAAAAAUUGUAUUGUACUAUGUAAACGUACUGUAAAUUUCAGAAGUAAAAACUUUCUCCCUUGUCCAAAAAGACAAUUUUCAGCUAAGCAUAUUCGGUUAUCAGAAAUUCUGGAAAGUUCUUGUGCUGUCCUGGCUGCGUGUAGCAACUUCAACUCUGCAUUUCCUUUAGAAGGAUACCAAUGUUUUAAAGGAUCACAAUGAAACAAGUGGCUGAAGCUUAUUCUAAUCCAGGUCCCAAAUUAUUAUUUAACUAUUUAUUUAUCUAUAUUAUCUGUUUAUUUUAAAUGAUCCCAAACGGUUAAUAAUUUCCCAUAUGAAGAGGCCGUUUACAUCAGUUUAAAAGGGUCAUGGCCAUGAAAAAGCUAAUUCUGACUGUAAUGGCACAAAAAAUCCUACUAACUUACAUAAGUGGACCACAGAGGAAAAACAAUUUGUUAUAUGACCCCUUUAACAUUUUAAUUUACUGCUCCUUAUGCAAGGAUAUAAGGCUGCUAGGAAAAAAUGAAAACAACCAUUCAGAUCUCUUUCUGAAAAUCACAGUCUUAAGAAAAGUUAAGAAAGCCUUGUGAACUGUUAAUAAUGUAUCUCCAGCCUAAGGCAUAAUACUUGACUGUGAUUUUCAAAAGGUAGUUGGUAAGAAAGUGAAUGUAGUUCACUGUAGUUGUUGUCCUAAACUGAGAAUCUCUCUUCUCCUUGUAGCAAUGCCAUGGGACUGGCUGAGGCAGAGUCUCAGUGUUGCCCUGCACAGGCUGAGGCAAGUCUCAAAUUUUCUCUAUCUUUACUUUCUGUACUCAGCGGGCUUCACAGCUAUAUGGCUGUUGGAUGCAAAUGUCCCAAAACUUGUAGCAAGUUUGGUGAUAACCCCCGAUUUUGUUCACCUCAAGGGAGUUCUGUUAACUAACUAAAAUUUUUUGCUAACAUGUUAGAUGUACACCAGCAUGUUUGAAUGGAAUAUUUCAGGCUUUCUGUCGAUUUACCACAGACAAUAAUUUCAACUCAACCCUUGGUUUGCAAUAACAAAUGGGAAACUUGUGUACAGAAAAUACUACGAAAGACAAGUAGGUAAGUGGGCAACGGUGUGAAUAAAUGUUUAGAAUAUUCAAAUCUCACACCUGUUUCAAAAGUGUAUCCAUAACAUUUAAAUGUUACAUGUUAGCAUGACAUUGGUGUAAUAAAAUCGCUUGCCAUCCCUGUCUCUAAGUGACAUGUAGUUCAGUUCUGUAUACUGCCCUAACAAGAAUUUAUUUGGUAACAAAUAACCAAAAAUACAAGGACAAAAUUAAACUCUGUUUCACAGCUCAGGAAACAUGCAGUUUUUGUUUCUUUUUUUUUUUUUUAUUCAAUUUCCACAGAAUUUUAAGAGCUUUACCAUUAACACGUUUCCAGUUCAUUUUUGCAAACUAAGGUAUGAAGUAAUGAUCAUGAGUGUAAUCGACAACCUGUCACAGAUACUGUUCUUGGAGAGUAAUAAAAAUAACCUGAAAUAUUCUUUAAUUAUUCUCUGUGACACGGCGUACUACAGUUUCAUAAUAAACUAAUUGGUCAGAUGUGGUUGAACAAUAGCUCUCGAGUAAUGUGUGGUUUAACAUUACAUCCCUACUGGCUAUGGAGAAAUGGACCUCAGAUUUUUUUUUCAUGAUGUGUUCUGGGGAGGUAAUAGUGAAGAUGAAUGAUUUUAAUCUACAGAACUACUUCAAUGGUCAAUUUGGUAUCUAGCAAAGCAAAGGAAUCAGGUGGUAUUGUCUUUUGAAAUGGCUUUUAUUUAGUUAUUUAAAUACAAACUUUGUUCCACUCUGGUUGUGUCUUUUAUCUGUCCAGCUUUUGUUCAUUUACCCUUUCAGGACCUCAUUUACAGGUUUGAGUAAGUAUUAUUAUUCUAGACUUGUAAAUUUCAGUGUUUAGAUUUGGUUAAAACCAAGAGCCAUUGUUUUAUUACAUUACAUUACAUUUAUUUAUUUUAUUACAUUCUGUAUGUCAGCUGGCUCGUUUCCUGGUCUCCAGACAGUUUCUUUGGUAAGUUUGUGUCUUGUAUGUAGUCCCCAUUCUAUGAAUCCUCAUUUCUCAUUUCCUGUUUAGGCAGGAAAUUAUGCGAAUAUAGACUUGUGAUCUGUUUUUAUAUUUGAGUUAGAAAUUGCCUAAUGAUCUACAGUAGCUAUUUUCUUUAUUUCGUUUUUGGCAGUGGAGCAUGGAGAAAUUGACUUGGCACCUUUUCAUUAUGUCUUAAA
Messenger RNA from Xyrauchen texanus (razorback sucker), 4499 nucleotides. RefSeq names its product BUB3-interacting and GLEBS motif-containing protein ZNF207-like. Bases 73 to 1470 code for a protein of 465 amino acids. Gene Ontology annotation, cellular component: nucleus. Lineage: Eukaryota; Metazoa; Chordata; Actinopteri; Cypriniformes; Catostomidae. The transcript has 11 exons. The record is from RefSeq and is a predicted model, not a curated record.